AUGUUGGUUUCAGUAGUGCACCUGGUUGUCGCUCUGAGAAAUAUAGAUCACACUGGCUCGGAAUCAUGUCCUAUAACCCAGAAAAAGCGUGUCGAUACUGCAAGUCUUUGGCGCACAUCGACAAAUACUGCCCUGAGCAUAAGUAUUGCAUCUACUGCAAAGGGAACCAUAACAUCAUCUCCUGCACGUAAUCUUCGUGCAGGAGAUGCAAAACUAAAGGACAUCAUCAAGUUGUCUGUCCAAAUUCGCCAGAAUGUACGUUGUUACGCAGAAGAAAGUACUUGCACACCAUACAGAUCUGCUGACGCUUUAAACAUUGGCUUGAGCCCAGUUCCAGAUAGAUCUAAGCAGCAUGGAAUAUUCUCCACCACUUCCAAGAGACUGAUCUCGACAUCAGAAUUAAAAUCCUUCAAGAGACAGAAGACAUCGGGUCAUUACUCUUUAGUUAAUCUGAAUAUCUCUGUCCAGUCACCCGAGCAUUCAGAAAAGAGGUGGUUUGCUAUCGAUGAAAACGUAAGAAAUAAAUUACUACCGGGAUCUUCAUCGCCUCAUUGUAACUACCCCGAGAUUAUCAAUGAGCAUGGUGGUGCAGAUACAGUAGCAGAAUAUCUUAUUCAGCUUAUAAAUCCGCAUAUUAUCCAGUUUCAGGGCCAUGAAGUAACCAAUGCCGCGCUGAACACGAUCGUCGCUUUGCAAAUUGAUAAUGAUGAGCCUUGGAAUAUGCCUUCAGGAUACGCAAGUUUAAUCUGUGAUGACCGAGAUCCAUUGUGGUGGAGAUUAUAUGUAGGCCAAUGCUCUUUAUCAUGGCGGCGAAUUGUGUGCCAACAUGCUCAACAAAUCAUGAACAAUUCAACAGCAAGCCUCUAUUAUUUCAACCUGUGGAUAGGAAACGGUCACCGAUAUGCUAGAUUUAUCAAGCUUUGGAGUUUCCCUAAGGACACGGUGAAUGAUACGUGGUACCAAGCCUGCAGCAAUCUGCUUGAAGCUCUAUUUUGCAAAGCUUUCAGAACCCACCAUGGAAUGUUGAAUCGACUGGGCUCGGAGCACCAGGAUGAUGGCAAGGCCUCAAGCUCUGGCUUGGGAUGGGGUCUUAAUAUAAUGUCACCGCUUGUGCAGGGGAAUACAGCCCUGAACAAGGAACUUCGAACCAAGGCAAAUGCUGGUCCUAGUAAGGCACCAGACCGACAGAUCCAGCACUGGGCCGUUUUCAACUCACGACAGAAGUCAGCUGCUGGUAAACAGAGGGAGGUGGGUGGGAAAGGAAGCAAUCGGGCCGUGUUCCAGAGAGACUUUGACAAAGCAUUGCGACUCGCUCUGCACAAUGACGAAGGGGCCUUUGAGGAGGUCAAAGAAUCACUCCAGCUACAACAAAAAGAACCCGAUCUCAGUGAGGAUUUGGCUUAUAUACCAUUUUGUGGUAGUUUAACCUCCGAGGUUGCCGCAAUUCUUGACUAUGCUGCUGUUUCUGGGGCGGAUGAUAUGCCUAUGAGGGCUAGUAAUAAUGACGACAACCGACAGACGCUCACAAUCCCAUGGUCCUUGGACGGAUGUGGUUUUACUGAAAACAACAUCCUCGUCUGGACCUACGACUUCCGGGAUUUUGCGAGUAUAGGCCUUAAGCAUCUCGGCCAUGACAUUACUGACAGAUCCCGGUGCCAGAAGAUUUCACGAAACUUUGCUCGCAACCAGCCAAGCCAAGAUCGUUUUCUUAUAUUUGCUGUUAACUUCAUCCCAUCGCUAAAGCACGAGAUUCGGCCGUUUUUCUGUGAGAACAGCAGUGUCGUCGGUUAUAUAUUGCGCCAAGCAAGGAAAGAAAGACUCGGGGGAGAAGCUCUGACUGCUGACACUGUGGACGAGGGUGUCCGACUCUGGCUAGCCAGAAGAAAUAUGGGAAAAGCUGAAGAUAUCAAAGAAAUAGAGAAGAUUGGUGGCUCACUUACUCGUGGCCUUCUAAUGGUCUUGAAAUUCCUUCCAAGAAGGCCGAAAAGCGAUGAGAACAAACCCAAAGAAAGAUGUUCGCAGCCUAGCGGAAGAAUCACUGAAAGAGUGAGAGUUCAUAAGCCCUUCGAUAUGCAGCAGUAUCAAAAGAUGGGAGACUUCGUUCACAAGCGUUUGGACGAGCGGGAAACAGACUACAGAAACCAAUUAUCUCAGCUGCGUGCCGAGACACCGUGGCCUCAAGGCGAGGGGAGUCUAUCUACCGGCCCCGAACAAGGAGGAAGUGAUGUGCCAUCCACCGAUCUGGAGUCUAUCGUAGCACUGAGAUCCUUUUCGCGGUUACAGGGCCAAGAGCCUCAGGCGGGCGCAGAAGAAAUGCAGAAACUGGUCGAACAGUGUCAAGCUGAGGCAGAGGAUAGGGACUACGAAACUCCCACGAGUAUCCUUCAAGGCCUUACAGCCAGAGUUAUAGACGAAGGUUUUCUUGACUCUGUGGAUGCCACUGCUGAACAGCCCGUCAUCGCCGAGACCGGUGACAAGAAGCGGCAGGGCGUGAAAAGCGUUGUGUGGAAAAAUGAAGGCGUCCAAAAUACUGAAUAUAGCUAUAAUCUCAAAGACCAGCUCAGGCGCCACAUCUUUAUUUACUAUUGCGAGAUUCUAUUCCCGGAUGAUAUGGAUAUCAUGGAUGGAAAGGUCUUUGUCAAACUAGAGCUUUGUCCUCGGGGAGAAACGCAUACAAGUCUAUAUGCAACCUCAAGCUCUGAAGCUCAUGAUGAUCCGGCCCUCCGUCUAGCUUUCCGGAUUAGAUACACCGAUUCCUUCGGUCGUGAAGUGGUAUACUAUGCAACAAAUUCGGCCAUGGGUAUGGUAUUCAAGGCGAACACCUUCGUGGAGGUUCUGGAGAAGAAAUCAUUGGAAGAGAUCUCGCAGUCCCCGAGACGGUUUAUCCACAUUGGUAAUGAAAAUACUGCUCAUCCUUUGCUUGAACGAUUUAGGCGUGGGGCACAUACCAGUCCACUGCCUCGUUAA
Aspergillus niger is the source of this 2967-nucleotide messenger RNA. RefSeq lists its product as hypothetical. The record is from RefSeq and is a predicted model, not a curated record. The transcript has 3 exons. NCBI's taxonomy places the organism in Eukaryota, Fungi, Ascomycota, Eurotiomycetes, Eurotiales, Aspergillaceae. Bases 1 to 2967 code for a protein of 988 amino acids.